Python bivittatus (Burmese python) is the source of this 562-nucleotide messenger RNA. Lineage: Eukaryota; Metazoa; Chordata; Lepidosauria; Squamata; Pythonidae. The record is from RefSeq and is a predicted model, not a curated record.
AUGUGGCAACUGAUAGAUUGCUACCAGUUGAAAGGAAGUGAGACAGAGAGAGAGAGAGACAGAGAGAGAUUGCAACACAAACGAUUCAACGUAUAUCUUAUGCCUACACCAAAUUUAGAUAUCUAUGGUGAAUGUACAAUGCAGAUCACACAUGAAAACAUUUAUCUCUGGGAUAUCCAUAAUGCUAAAGUUAAACUGGUCAUGUGGCCUCUCAGUUCUUUGAGACGAUAUGGGCGUGAUUCAACAUGGUUCACUUUUGAAUCUGGAAGGAUGUGUGACACAGGAGAAGGGCUAUUUACCUUUCAGACAAGGGAAGGUGAGAUGAUCUAUCAGAAGGUCCAUUCUGCAACACUGGCAAUAGCUGAGCAACAUGAAAGACUGAUGAUGGAGAUGGAACAGAAAGCACGGCUUCAGACCACUUUGACUGAACCAAUGACAUUACCUAAGUCAAUCUCACUUCCUCGUAGCGCAUACUGGCAUCACAUCACUCGGCAGAAUAGUGUGGGAGAAAUCUACAGUUUACAAGGAUACAAAGGUGAAGACAUUUUGAGAAUUUGUGGAG